Messenger RNA from Exophiala spinifera, 1065 nucleotides. RefSeq lists its product as uncharacterized. The record is from RefSeq and is a predicted model, not a curated record. The coding region runs from base 1 to 1065 and encodes 354 amino acids. The transcript has a single exon. Gene Ontology annotation, molecular function: oxidoreductase activity. NCBI's taxonomy places the organism in Eukaryota, Fungi, Ascomycota, Eurotiomycetes, Chaetothyriales, Herpotrichiellaceae. Gene Ontology annotation, cellular component: cytoplasm.
AUGGCUGAAAAAGUACGGGUACUGCUCGUCGGGAGCGGCGGCAUUGGCACGAUGACUGCCCUGAAUCUGGAACUCGGCGGUCAUGCGGCCGUGUCGGCUGUUUUGAGAUCCAACUACGCAGCAGUCAAGGAGAAAGGAUUCACAAUCGACUCAUGCGACCAUGGAAAAUUUGAGGGAUGGAGGCCUUCCGAGAUUCUAAGCAAGGUUCCAGACGUUGUCUCUGAUCCAUCCGCGAAGCCUUUCGACUACAUUAUCUGCACGACCAAAAAUAUCCCAGACGUGCCGCCAGUAUUGGUCGACAUCAUCCGACCAGCAGUUACUCCUGGGAAGUCUGUCAUUUUACUCAUCCAGAAUGGCCUCAACAUUGAGAAGCCACUGCUGAAGGAGUUUCCGACUAACAUCCUCCUGUCGGGCGUAUCUUUCAUGGGAGCGGAUGAGUUGUCUCCGGGACACGUUCUCGAGAACGACACUGAUCGACUCUCGGUCGGGCCGUUCUUCAACCCAGCUCUCGAGAUUGGAGACCAGAUUGCCGCAGCCGAGCACUUUGUCAAGAUAUAUUCUGCGACCGGCAAAGUCCAGUGUUCCUAUGAUAGGGAUGUGCUCUUCAUUCGCUGGAGGAAGCUGUUGUACAAUGCCGUCUGGAACCCAAUUUGCGCCAUUACCGGGAUGGACACCACGCGCCUCAGACUCGCUUCGGAAGAUGAUGACCCUGGCAGCCCGCUCAACACGCUUGUACGACCAGCAAUGAACGAGAUUCGUGCAGCCGCCUCCGCUGUAGCCGGCGUUAGCUUGCCCGAGUCCCUUGUUGAGGUCAUGGUUGACGCAGACCCGCUGGAGAUCUGGUGCGCGCCCAGUAUGAUGCAGGACACGCGGAAGAAGAGAUUCAUUGAGUACGAGUAUCUUGUGGGUGAAGCUCUAAGGGCAGGCGAGAGUAAGGGGGUUGCAAUGCCAACUUUGCGGUGUAUCUACGGCUUCUGCAAGGCAGUGCAAUGGCGUACAAAGGAACAUCAUGGGCUGGUGGACCCGCAGAAGUUGAUGGAGGAGAGGAAGAAAGCUCGAGUUUGA